Molecule: messenger RNA, 1080 nt
Organism: Naegleria gruberi
Lineage: Eukaryota; Heterolobosea; Eutetramitea; Acrasida; Naegleriidae
Exons: 1
Coding region: 1-1080 (359 amino acids)
Source: RefSeq, a predicted model, not a curated record
AUGGAGGUGCACGAAAAGCUCGGCACACCACCUGCAGAUAUUGAAGAAAAAGCAAGAUUUUAUUUAGAGGAAUUGCUUGGAUUUGCUGAUGAGUUUGAAGAGAAUAAAAUUGGAGAGUUUUGUCGCCUGUUAGAAGAGGUUGAAGGUAAUGAAAACCUCAUUUCGUCCUCAAUUCCUCACUCGGUUUGUGAAUGGAUAUAUUAUACUAAUAUGAUUGAAAAUGUUGGACCAAGCUCACUUGAAGACACGGAAAAGAUUCUGAACAAUCAAUUGGAUUCCAGUAACGAACAAGAGAUCGAGGCUGUUAUGAUCACAUUGUCAUUAUUAAACGAAACUUUCAGAAAGGAAAAUUACAAAAACAAGAUGAUAUCCUCUGUAAUUUUUGAUGAAUCAUCCUUGAAGAAAUGGUUUGGCAUUGUCAUACCAAAUGCCAAAAUGGAGUAUAGAGAUCAUGGUAGCGAAGCUUCUUCAUAUAAUGGAAUUACUCAUACUUAUCCUAAACACACUAUUGUAAAAUCAACCACAAGACUAUUGUGCAAUGAUGUUUACUCACUCAGUCAAGCAAUUACCAAAUGCUAUCCUGAAAACUGUGAAAAACAGCUUUUAUAUGUAUUUGCAUUAGCUGCCUUUGCACAAUUCCAUUUUGUCGACAUUCAUCCUUUCCCAGAUGGUAAUGGAAGACUGUGUAGAUUAAUUUCAAAGAGAAUAUUGGACUGGUGUUGUCCAUUUCCAUUUCCAAUGUUUAAGAAUAGAGAUGCCUAUUUUCAAACACUGAUCGAAGCAAGAAAAAUAGAAGCCAAGUGUGCUCCCAAGUUCUUGAUGAGUUUACUGAUAGAUUCAGCAGUUGAUCAUUACAAAAGCAUUCUAGAAACCAGAUACACAAUAUUUCCACUGGUUGCUCUUUCUGUUGAAGAAUUGGAACAACAUGCUAAAGAUACAAACAUGGAUAAGGAGACACUUGAUAAGUUACGAGAGGAAUUUGAAAAAUUGGAUAUUAAUGGUACUGUCAUUGUAAAGAUUAAUGAAUCAAAAGCUUACAAAUUAACAAGAAUUGAAACAGUGGAUUUCGAAACUAUUUAA